AACAUCAGGUUGAGAACCACUGAUCUAAUAGCUUCUCUAUCCCACAGCUCCUGGGUACCUGAAAGCAAGAGAGGCUUUCCUAAGUGAGACAUGACAUUGCCACCCCCACAGGCAACAGAAAUCCACAUGGAGAUGAAAUAAAAUACAGCUGUCUGUCACAGAAUUUCCAGGCAGCCACUGCACUGACGGGGCAUUACGUGUCCUGGUCCUUAUACUCGGUGAAAGAAGGCCUGGAAGACCUUGGCUUGAAGGAACAAGAAAAUAUGGACACUGUGAAGAAGCCUGGAAAAGGUUUGUCUUCUAAUGAGACUCACUGCCCCCAAGAGCAAAAGCAGAAACCCCAAACACUGGUUGACCUAUCCCUGGUCCUGCUUGUCUAAGAACACAUACACUCUUUUAGUCUUCAUCCAUCUUGUCCGAAAGGAGCCAGUCACAAUCCAGGAUGUCACUGUGCUUUUCUCGGAGGCAGAAUGGGAGACACUGAGCUCUGAGCAGAAGACCCUGUACAGAGACGUGAUGCUGGAGAUUUACAGGAAUCUGCUCUCCGUGGAACCAACAUCAGAAGUUCACCCUUGUUCCUCCUGCCUCCUGGAUUUCCCCUGUCAGCAAUUCCUCAGGCAGCAAGUGCUUCAGAUCUUUCCAGACUCGUGUGCAGAGAAUCACUUCCUUCCCGAAGAUAACAGCCCAGGGCAGCCAGAACAUCAGGAUUCUGUUCAGAACUGCAGGAGUGAAAACACAGGACGACGGGAGAGAGAGGUCUCCAAACCCUUGUGUGGGAGCACAGGGGAGAGAGAGAGGUCAAGGGUUUUAUCCAGCCCAGCCUGGGGAAGGUCAGCAAACCCCAGAGAAGGCAACACAAGGGUGGGAACGGAGGCCCACUCUGCCCAGAGGGGAAAAAACCUUGUGGAAACAGACAAGGGUCUGAAGGGCUUAGAAACCUCAAGAUUUGGAGUAAUGGCUUAUAGAGAGGGUGAUCCAGACUGUAACCUGAAAUCAAACAUCAUGAACCAGAGGAUCCCUUCUCAGGACAAGUCACAUUCUUACAGUAAGUGUUGCCAAGGCCUUAACCAGAAAUCCUUUUUCCUUUGGCAACAAAGGACACACUCAGAUGAGAAUCCUGAUGUGUGUAAGGAGUUUCAGCCAGGCUGUAACCUCAAGUCAACUCUAGUCACAUGCCAGAGGACACAGGCAGGUGAGAGACCCUAUGCAUGUGAUGAGUGUGGUCCAGACUUUAGUGUUAGGCCAACUCUCAUUACACAUCAGAGGACACACUCAGGGCAGAAGCCAUGUGGAUGCACAGAAUGUUCACAAGGCUUUACCUGCAAAUCAGCUCUCAUCAGACACCAGAGGAUACACUCAGGGGAGAAAGUACAUGUGUGUAAGGAGUGUGGACGAGGCUUUUGGGAAAAGUCAAAUCUCAUCAAACACCAGGGGACAUACUCAGGUGAGAAACCUUAUCUGUGUAAGAAAUGUGGGCUAGGCAUUAGCCAAAAGGCAGAUCUCAUCAAACACCAGAGGACACAGUCAGGUGAGAAACCUUACUUGUGUAAGGAAUGUGGGCGUGGCUUUUCCUGGAAAUCAAAUCUCAGUACCCACCAGAGGACACACUCAGGGAGGAAACCGAAUGUGUGUAAGGAUUGUGGGCGAGCGUUUAGCCAAAAGGCAUAUCUCAUCAAACACCAAUGGACACACUCAGGUCAGAAACCUCAUGUGUGCAAGGAGUGUGGGCAAGGCUUUAGCCAACAGUCACAUCUUAAAAGACACCAGAGGAAACACUCAGGGGAGAAGCCACAUGUUUGUAAGGAGUGUGGGCGAGGCUUUAGCCAACAGUCACAUCUUAAAAGACACCAGAGAAUACACUCAGGGGAGAAGCCACAUCUGUGCAAGGAGUGUGGGCGAGCCUUUAGCCAACAAUCAAAUCUCAAAACACACCAGAGGAUACACUCAGGGGAGAAGCCACAUGUGUGUAAGGAAUGUGGGCGAGACUUCAGAGCCAAGUCAACUCUCAUCACACACCAGAGGACGCACUCAGGGGAGAAGCCACAUGUGUGCAAGGAGUGUAGGCAAGGCUUUAUCCACAAGUCAAAUCUCAUCACACACCAGAGGACACAUUCAGGGGAGAAACCUUACAUAUGUAAGGAGUGUGAGCAGGGCUUUAGCCAACAGUCACAUCUCAUUGCACACCAGAGGAUACACUCAGGGGAGAAACCUCAUGUGUGUAAGGAGUGUGGGCGAGCCUUUAGCUGGAAGUCAGAUCUCAUCAAACACCAGAGGAUACACUCGGGGGAGAAGCCACAUGUGUGCAAGGAGUGUGGGCGAGGCUUUAGCCGAAAGUCAACUCUCAUCAAACAUCAAAGGGUACACUCUUUCUCCCUGGAGGCAGGCCACACACUAUCUGCUGCACCUUCCUGUUGACUAGCCACUUUGAGCUAUGCUUAAGCAGCCAGAGCCCUGGAGAUGAGUCCUCUGCCAUUGGAUCUUUAAGACUUUGCACCCACUGGCCUGUGA
Messenger RNA from Echinops telfairi (small Madagascar hedgehog), 2508 nucleotides. Its product is annotated as zinc finger protein 343-like. Gene Ontology annotation, biological process: regulation of DNA-templated transcription. The record is from RefSeq and is a predicted model, not a curated record. The coding region runs from base 304 to 2415 and encodes 703 amino acids. The transcript is spliced from 5 exons. Lineage: Eukaryota; Metazoa; Chordata; Mammalia; Afrosoricida; Tenrecidae.